Hermetia illucens (black soldier fly) is the source of this 952-nucleotide messenger RNA. RefSeq names its product farnesol dehydrogenase-like. Lineage: Eukaryota; Metazoa; Arthropoda; Insecta; Diptera; Stratiomyidae. The transcript is spliced from 3 exons. The record is from RefSeq and is a predicted model, not a curated record. Bases 1 to 750 code for a protein of 249 amino acids.
AUGGAACGUUGGCAGAAUAAGGUGGCCGUUGUGACCGGGGCUAGUUCGGGAAUCGGAGCCGCGGUUGUGAAGGAUUUGCUAGAGGCCGGCUUGGCGGUUGCAGGUUUAGCUCGCCGUUAUGAACGAAUGAUCGUCCUCAGGAAUAGUUUACCAGCAGAACAACAAUCCCGAUUUCACCCCAUCAGGUGCGAUGUUUCAAACGAAGAAGAUGUGAAACAGACCUUUGGAUGGAUCGAGAACAAUCUUGGAGGGACCGAUAUUCUGGUGAACAACGCCGGUAUCGCGAAGCGUGGCUUGUGUUUGAUAACUCCUGAUAACACAACACCUAUUCGCGAAACGAUAGAGACAAAUGUUAUGGGGGUUGUUUACUGUACCCGUGAAGCAUUCAAUUCUAUGAAAAAUCGGAACUUUGAUGGGCAUAUUCUAAUCGUUAACAGCGUGGCCGGGUAUCAAAUUUGGAAUUUUAUGAAUACCGGAUUGUCUUCGAUGAAUAUGUACGCCCCAUCCAAGUUUGCUAUAACGGCUAUGACUGAAACAUAUCGACAAGAAUUCGCGAAUGUUGGAACAAAAGUGAAAAUAACAAGCAUUAGUCCUGGAUUGGUUGAUACGGAAAUUAUUUCAGAUAACAUGCGCGAUAGGCCAAUGUUAAAACCUGAGGAUAUUUCUAAGGCUAUACUGUUUGCCAUCUCGACCCCACCUCAUGUCCAGAUUCACGAGCUAACGAUCAAACCUGUUGGAGAAAACUUUUAGAUGUGCGCUUGUAAGAUUUCUAUUCCGAUAGGGUUAUCCUGUUGGUGCUACGUUUUAGAAGUGUAAAUCUUUCCAAUGACGACACAUCUAUCAGUUACCGGUUUGCGGCUAUUUUCCGAAUAUUUGAAUUAUUUGUAUAUACAUAUUUGUCAGAAAAAUCUUACGAAAAUAUUUUUGAAAAUAUAUGUCGUCGUAAAAUCAC